CGGGGAGGAGGACGGAGGAGAGGACAGGAGGAGGCGGAGGAGAGGAGGGUGCGGGUGGAGGGACAUUCAGUCAUUGUUACCAACUCGAGGAGCGGCGGAGACCGCGCUUACUACGCGAAUUUUCCGGACAGCGUUCAGACUGAGCAUCAUUUACCCAGAGGUUGCCACCAAUAUUUCCUCCAGCAUCAUCGCUGUCCGUGGAGGCAGGAGAGGGAGGAGUGUUUUCCAUUUGCAGCAUCUUAAAGGACCACAGCGUCACUUAGGUGAUGAAGGCCCUGUGACUCAGUGUAGUCAUGGUGAUGGAUGCAGCCAACUUGGCUUUGUUGGAUUAUGCUGCGCAGUCCAUACUGUCUCUCUGUGAUCUGAUGAGGAGGAAAGGGCAAACGGGCAGUCCUUAAGUCUCACAAUUUUUCCCCUUCCUGGUUAAAAGACCGCAAUGCUAACAGGGCUCAGCCCCUCACCAUAACCGGCCAUCUCCUGGGUGUUACUUCUCUUUUCCUGUACGGACCAGUCAUGGAUCUCCUGUGGGUGCUUUCAGUGUCCAUGCUGACUGCUUGCGUUGCCAUCCCCAUGGACACAGUGGCAGGAAGCCACAGUCUGUUCACCUGUGAGCCCAUCACCCUGCGCAUGUGUCAGGGACUGCCCUACAAUGCCACCUUCAUGCCCAACAGCCUGAACCACUACGACCAGCAAACCGCUGCUCUCGCCAUGGAGCCUUUCCAUCCCAUGGUGAACCUGCAGUGCUCUGCGGAGCUCAGGAUGUUCCUGUGCGCGCUCUACGCCCCCGUGUGCACCGAAUACGGCAGGAUUACUCUGCCCUGUCGCCGCCUCUGUCUGCAGGCCAAGAGCGACUGCUACAAGCUAAUGGACAUGUUUGGUGUGAGCUGGCCAGAGGAGAUGGACUGCAACAGGUUCCCAGACUGUGACGAGCCCUACCCCCGCCCCGUAGACCUCCUGUCCAGCUCAGACACGACUGAGUCUCCCAUCUCCGUCCAGAGAGACUACGGCUUCUGGUGUCCCCGCGAGCUCAAAAUCAACCCAGAGCUCGGCUACUCGUUCAUGGGGGUGCGAGACUGCUCUCCCCCUUGUCCCAACAUGUACUUCACACGUGAAGAGCUGACGUUCGCCCGCUACUUCAUUGGAGUUGUGUCCAUCGUCUGCCUGUCUGCCACGCUCUUCACCUUCCUGACUUUCCUCAUCGAUGUGUCACGAUUCCGCUACCCAGAGCGUCCGAUCAUAUUUUAUGCCGUGUGCUACAUGAUGGUGUCCCUGGUGUUCUUCCUGGGGUUCCUGUUGGAGGACAAAGUUUCCUGUAACGCAGCGAGUCCUGGGAGGUUCAGGGCUUCGACUGUGACUCAAGGCUCCCAUAAUAAGGCCUGCACUCUUCUCUUCAUGGUGCUGUACUUCUUUACAAUGGCUGGCAGUGUGUGGUGGGUCAUUUUGACCAUUACCUGGUUCCUGGCUGCUGUUCCUAAGUGGGGCAGUGAGGCUAUAGAGAAGAAGGCCCUCCUCUUCCACGCCUGCGCCUGGGGCAUCCCUGGUGUCCUCACCGUGACUCUGCUCGCCAUGAACAAGAUCGAGGGAGACGGCAUCAGUGGUGUUUGCUUCGUUGGGCUCUACAACUUAACAGCCCUGCGUUGGUUCCUGCUGGCCCCACUGGGACUGGACGUAGUGGUGGGCGUGGUGCUGCUGCUCGCAGGUAUCGCCGCGCUUAACAGAGUCCGUAUGGAGAUCCCGCUGGAGAAGGAAAACCAGGAGAAACUGGUCAAGUUCAUGAUUCGUAUCGGCGUGUUCUCCGUGCUCUACCUGGUUCCACUGCUGACCGUUCUGGCCUGCUACUUUUAUGAGAGCAGCUACAGGCCCGUCUGGGAGACGACCUGGGUCCAGGAAAAAUGCAGAGACUACCACAUCCCGUGCCCCUAUCAGGUGGAGCAGACUAGUCAUCCCGACCUGGUGUUAUUCCUCAUAAAGUACCUGAUGAUGCUGAUUGUAGGAAUCCCCUCAGUGUUCUGGGUCGCAAGUAAGAAGACCUGCUUCGAGUGGGCCAGUUUCUUCCACGGCAAGAGACGUAAAGACGGGAUGGUCAACGAGAGCCGGCAGGUGCUCCAGGAGCCGGACUUCACCCAGCUGCUUCUCAGGGAUCCCAACACCCCCAUCGUGAGGAAGUCGCGAGGCACAUCCACACAGGGGACCUCCACCCACGCCUCCUCCACCCAUCUGGCCAUACUGGACGAGCCGCCGAGCGCCAGCACCAGCCGGGCGGGCUCCGUACGCAGCGCCCGCUCCAAGAUGAGCAGCUACCACGGCAGCCUGCACCGCUCACGAGACGGCAGAUACACCGCCUCCAGUUUCAGAGCCGCAGACGACCGGCUGCCUUACGGGAGCAUGCCUCGCUUAAACGAUCAGUCACAGUCCAGACACUGCAGCACCAACCGCCUAGACUGCCUGUCGCGGCACGGUUCCACCCAGCGGCUCGAGAGCCAGUCGCGCCACAGUAGCAUCAGGGACCUGAGCAGCGGUGCCACAGCGGUGCUUGGAGUCCCUGGAAAUGGGAUUCACAGAGUCCUGGAGGAGGAUGGAGCAACGGCCUGAACAAGUCUGAGGAGGAAACACUGAAGGAUGAGAAGCAGCCUGACAGCACAUCGAACAGCAGCCACUGUGAUACACUUAAGAGCCCAGAGCUGAAGCACAGCUGUUGCUACAGCUUAGCGAUGGAGUUGGAUUAAAGGAGCGCGACACUCAGUCUGAGGGCACUUAAUAGAAAUCUUUGCCUUAAAACGUCCUCACGGCUUUACCUGGAAUACCUUCUGAGUGGAUGAGAGUCUGCAAGCUAAAACUGAUCUCAGCCCAGUUUUAAAACUCCACUGAGUUUUGUGUCCUGAUGCAGAGUUAAUGUAGGAAAAGAUGCUUUCGCUGUUGGACCUAAACAGCUGAGCCAGACAAAAUGCGACCAAUGCUGACAGACUGCACCAGAUUACUAGGACUGUACUUUGUAUAAAGAACUUCAGUAUGGACACGAGACAUUAGGAGCUCCGUCCUGUAGUCUUUUUAGCAUUCAUGAAUUUUUUUUAGAUUUCAAAACGGACCCAUUAAGGUUUUCCUUGUUUUCUUCUGUUUAUGAGGGGCAGCCAAUCAGAAGAAAACUGGCUUAAAUUGAGAGCUCGUUUCAGAGAGGAUGAACUGCAGGGCUGCAACAAGGCCCAGCACGAGAGAAAUAACUAAUACAGUCCAAGAAUAAAAACACAGAGCUGAAAAUGAGCAGAAUAGGGUUAAAUUUCAACUAUUUUUCACCUCUUCAGCUGCUUCUUUUUUCAGAUCUCUGCUGAAGCUGAAGCUGCUCUCUUCUGUACUUGAAGGGGAUUUUUUUAAAAAAACAAAACAUUCAUUGGUACAAAAGUCUGCUGAACUUUACAGAAGCCUCAUCUCAUUUUAAAAGCUGGUCUUCAGUUGCACAGAAUGAUAGCCGGACAUUAUCUCAAUCUGUGCUUUGCGGUUUUGAAUGCAAGGGCUGAAAUCCAGAAUAUAAAUGCUGAAUUCAAACUCCUGCCUUAUGACUGUGUUCAGACACAAUGCAAAGAGAUCAAACUCAGCAGCACAAAUUUAAAAACAUGCAAAAACGUUUCCUGUACCUCAAGCUGAACACCAGCGGGCUUCGCGAACCUGUGUGAGGUGCACCGAGGCCUGAACACCGACGCAGCAUCAGAAACAAAAGUUUACCUUCUCGUUCCGUCCAGUUUUUAACAGCAGCUCAAAUAAGCAUCUUUGUCCGCUUUCCAGAUGUGUGCUUACUGUAAAUGUUAGAGCAACAUUUCCUCUAGAGGCAGAACAUGUUCAUGAUGUAAGAAGUGAAUUUCUGUUGUUCAUUUGUAAUAAAGUUUAAAAUAAA
Molecule: messenger RNA, 3886 nt
Organism: Archocentrus centrarchus (flier cichlid)
Lineage: Eukaryota; Metazoa; Chordata; Actinopteri; Cichliformes; Cichlidae
Gene: fzd3a
Product: frizzled class receptor 3a
Exons: 9
Coding region: 514-2592 (692 amino acids)
Biological process (GO): non-canonical Wnt signaling pathway; canonical Wnt signaling pathway
Cellular component (GO): plasma membrane
Molecular function (GO): Wnt-protein binding; Wnt receptor activity
Source: RefSeq, a predicted model, not a curated record